This is a messenger RNA of Lotus japonicus, 648 nucleotides long. RefSeq lists its product as uncharacterized. The coding region runs from base 1 to 648 and encodes 215 amino acids. Gene Ontology annotation, molecular function: nucleic acid binding; RNA-DNA hybrid ribonuclease activity. The transcript has a single exon. Lineage: Eukaryota; Viridiplantae; Streptophyta; Magnoliopsida; Fabales; Fabaceae. The record is from RefSeq and is a predicted model, not a curated record.
AUGGGAACACUGAUAAGAGCACAAGCUCUCUCCUCUGAUUGCAUGAUUUCAGGUACCCAACAAGAUAACCCUGAAGCUCAUCACCCGCAGAAUUUUCAGGUGCAUCACAGUUCAAGAUGGAGGCAACCUCGCCACGAUAUCUGCAAGUUCAACACUGAUGCAGCGUGGAAGAAAGAUAGAGACAUGAACUCUAUUGCAGGUAUUGCCCGCGACUCAAUUGGAAGGGUCUUCACUGGGUAUGCGAGGCAAACCACAGCUCCCACCCCUUUGAUCGCUGAAGCCUUGGCCAUGAUCUUGGCCUGCAGCCUCCAUUGGAAGAAGGUGGUCUUUGAAUCCGAUAGCUUAAAGGUCAUCCAAGCUUGCGGGAAGGAAAAAGACUAUGGGGAAAUUUGGACUGUCAUUCAAGACAUUCAACUGCUGAGAAGGAGCUUCGAUCAUUGUGGCUUCACCUGGACUCACAGGUCAGGGAACGAGGCUGCACAUCAAGUUGCAGCUCUUUUCCAAAGAGGCCUUCUCCCCACCAAUUGGAUUCACUUCCCACCAACCCCUCUCUGGAAAGUGUUGAGAUUAGAUUCCUCCCCGGCCCAGGCCGCUGACUACAAGUGGCAUCCUCUUGCCCACGAGCCCUUCCCAGUUUCAUUAGUUUAA